UGGCUCGCAGCAUUUUGCCCAGCAAAAGUGAUUUGGCUCUUAAAGGAUGUCUGGCCGCCAGGAAUCACAGCUUGUCUGCCUAGGGUGGUCAUUGAGGCGGCAAUCUAAUUAUUUGGACAUCAUUGAGAAGCCAUCGGUGCCUGAGGAUGAGUGGGCGAUCAAGUGCUACACCAGCAAUGGUUACUACGGUGAACUCAACUAUGCCCUUCGAGCGGACGACAGCUUUUUGUUGCGGAAGCAUGCCCGCUUGAUCAACUGCCUGCGCCAUUGUGUGCGCUCACACAAUGAGCGCUACAGAGUCUACCGGGGAGUCCAGCUUCCAAGUUCCGAACAUGAGUUCUACCAAGUGGGCAAGCUCUUCCUAUGGCCCGGAUUUACGUCUGCAAGUCGUUCUGAGGUCACGGCCAUGGCCUUUGGGAGCUGGGGCGGUGGCCAGGGCAAUACAGUUCUCUUCAAGAUUGAGCUGGGGCUGAGCUCUGGCUGUACGUACUCACGGGACAUCUCACAUAUGUCGAACUAUCCCAGCGAGCAGGAAGUCCUGCUCUAUUGUUACUCGGGCUUCAAGGUGACCUCGCGGAAAUGGAUAGGCACCCGACUUGACAUCGGACUUGUGCCCCAUGACACGCUUCGAGCGUUGAGAGUUGAGAAGCACUCCUGGAGCCGUGGAGUUGCUUUCUUUCAGAGUCUGAAACCACUUCAAGCGUUCCGAGUCGGUCCAAGUAGGUCGAUCUAGGGCGACAUAGCCCUUGUCCGAGUAGCGCAGGGGAGACAUCGCAUCGUGCACAGUGCCGCUUUGGAUGUCUUCCCGGAGUGUACAGUUCACCCGCGACGCGAGGGGGGGUAUUUUGCGACUGCCGUGUAUAUUGAGAUGCGAGGUUCGAUACUACCAUGUAGUAGUCAUUUUUGUGGCAGUCCGGCCAUUUGAGGGACAGUGUCCAAGACCUUCCCCCAUCUGAGGGUGUCCAAAAGAUCCGGGCUAUGACAGGGGAUGAGGGCUAUGAGGGGCAUCGGAGAUCCUGAUCGCACCGAUCCAAGGACCUGAU
Durusdinium trenchii is the source of this 1043-nucleotide messenger RNA. The record is from the annotation of a GenBank genome assembly. Lineage: Eukaryota; Dinophyceae; Suessiales; Symbiodiniaceae.